Messenger RNA from Scleropages formosus (Asian bonytongue), 2938 nucleotides. RefSeq names its product neurogenic differentiation factor 6-A-like. Gene Ontology annotation, cellular component: nucleus. Gene Ontology annotation, biological process: sensory organ development; positive regulation of transcription by RNA polymerase II; axon development. NCBI's taxonomy places the organism in Eukaryota, Metazoa, Chordata, Actinopteri, Osteoglossiformes, Osteoglossidae. Bases 178 to 1242 code for a protein of 354 amino acids. The transcript has 2 exons. Gene Ontology annotation, molecular function: DNA-binding transcription factor activity, RNA polymerase II-specific; protein dimerization activity; E-box binding. The record is from RefSeq and is a predicted model, not a curated record.
CGAGCGGUUGGCAUCGGUGUCAUUUCUCAAAAAGAGAGAAAAGAAACGGGCGGAGAGGAGAGAGCGGCGACAGGAUGGCGGUGAGCGCGCGCUAGAAAUCAAAACAUAACAAACACCAUUUAAAUAAGACAUGGUCAUGGAGGAAGAAGUAUAAAUGUUGCUGCAAAUUUCAGGGCCAUGCCGACCUUCCCCUUCCACGAGCCCACCGUGAUGCCCGAGGGCCAGUUCGGCGCCAACUUCACGCGUGACCUAGUGGCCGAGCUCCGGGUCCGAAAGCAGGAGCCCUUCCCCAAAGCCGAGCCGUCGCCGGUGCCGGAGGCGCGCGAACGCAGGAGCCCCGCGGACGAGUCGGACAAGGACGAGGAGGAGAGCGAGGAGGGCCCCGACGAGCACGGGCAGCCGCGCCGCAGGGGGCCGCGCAAGAAGAAGGGCACGAGCAAGGCGCGCCUCGACCGCGUCAAGCUGCGGCGCAUGGAGGCGAACGCGCGCGAGCGCAACCGCAUGCACGGACUCAACAACGCGCUGGACAGCCUGCGCCGCGUCGUGCCCUGCUACUCCAAGACGCAGAAGCUGUCCAAGAUCGAGACCCUGCGGCUCGCCAAGAACUACAUCUGGGCGCUUUCAGAGAUCCUGAGCUCGGGCAGGAGGCCCGACCUGCUCUCCUUCGUGCAGAGCCUCUGCAAGGGGCUGUCGCAACCCACCACCAACCUGGUGGCCGGCUGCCUGCAGCUCAACGCGCGCGCCUUCGUGGCCGAGCACGGCGGCGGCGCAGGCGGCGGCGCCGACGCGGCCCUGUGCGCGCGCUCGCCCUACGACGCCCUGUACGCGCCUUACCCCAGCCCCGGCGCGGGCACGCCCCCGGGGCACCCGGGCAGCUGCGCGGGAGGUGCCGCGGGCUCGGACGGCGCCAAGGCUUUCCGCGCCUACGGCUACUGCGGCGGCGCCUACGAGUCCUUUUACGAGAGCGCGUCGCCGGAGUGCGCGAGCCCGCAGCUCGAGGGCCCGCACAGCCCGCCCGUCAACUUCAACGGCAUCUUCGCGCUCAAGCACGAGGACGCGGGCGAGCUGUCCAAGAACUGCCCUUACGCCGGCGUGCGCUACUGCGCCGUGCCGAGUCGCGCCGGCCUGGGCCAGGGCGCCGUGUUCCGAGGCUCCUCCGACGCGCGCUUCCCGUACGACGUGCACGUGCGCGGCCAGGCCUACCCAGCGCACGAGGACCUGAGCGCCGCCUUUCACAACUGACAGUCGCGCAGAAUGUAACUUACUGUCAAGUGGCACCGAGCUGCUCCGCGUGCGCCACUCAUCAUGUGUGUUUUAACGAAACAUUCGAGAAAGACAAAAAGAGAAAACACUCUCUCGCGCGCACACACGCAUUUAAUGUCUGUCAUGGAAGCCUUUUUAUGGACAAGAAACAAGAAAACCAAAUUCCGUGUGUUCGUAGUACCAUAGUGAUAUGUCCGUCCUUGAGCUGUAGCGCGGGGGGGGGGGGGGGACGCGCGCGCUCGCUUUUCCAGUCUUUACGUUGGCACGUGUGGCGCACGCUCGGAACGUUUCGCCUCCUGUGACGUCCAUUUUAAUUUAAUUAAUUAGUCCAAUUAUAUGAUCGCGACCCAGCGCCGGGAAGGCUGCGCGUCGGCAGAGCUCGAGACACAGUGAACUUAUUUAGUACAUUUUCGGUUGUCAUAUUUCAAAUGUAUUUUUUCCAUCGUGCGAAAUAGGUGAAAAAGCAAUAAAAGGGAAAGAAACACACUAUGCAAUAAAGAAACAGGUCGUGCUCUACACACUACACUUUGUUUUGCAUAAACAACGGUAACAUUUAUUAACUGUUUCAAUAGGUCCACAGAAAAUACUGAAGUUCGCAUGAAAGACGAUCUAGUGAUUGGAAGCUUUCUGAAGUUUUGGUUAUAAAAAGUUAACUUUAAUUAUAACUUUGUUGGGGACAAAAUAUUCUUAGGGCUUUUAGGGAAAUCAUGUUGAUUUUUUUCACUGACACUGAUCUAUUAAUUAAUAUUUUGUUUUUUUGUGUUCCGUGCGUUUGUUUUUUUUUUCCCAGAACUAAUGAGUAAAAAAUAUGGAGAAUGACUGAAUGACCAAAAUGUAGUGUAAUUUAAUGGUUAAUUAUAAUGCUCUUUCACGAAUACAUAUGCACUGCUGUGAUAUGAAUUAUGAAUGAUGUAAAAUUAUGUUACUGAUCAAAUGUGAACGAGGCUUAUGGAAAGCAGUUUUUUUUCUGUUUUUUGAACAUGCACGGUUGCAGUCGUGCACGCGGCGCGUGGUGACACUAGCUUUGAACUAUUUGCACGUGCCGUGACGUCACGACACAUGAUGCCGCGGGUUCGAGGAUAUGGUCGACUGUUUACAUGUAAAUUAUCACUCGUUUAGGUUGUAGACUUCGUGGAAAUGUGUGUUUAACAAAUGUAAUGAUUUCCAUCUAUUACUUUUAAGAUUCAUUUAUUAGUUUGUUUUUUUUUUUACUUGUUUGAGUUGUGUUUUAAUUUAUUGCACUUAUCCACAUAUGUACAGAUGUUAUUGUACAUUUGUGUUCAGGUCUUGUACAAAAUUAAAUUAAAAAAUGAAGCCUAUGUGUGCAUUGUAGGAAUGAAACCUGUAGAAUAUUCUCGAUGGAAAUCAAGACUGUAUUUAAGUGUCUUAUGAUUUGAUCGCGUGAAGAUUUCCUGCCUUAAUUUAUCGAGACUUUUUGGCACCUGUCAGUUUGUGAGACGGCAUGGAUGUUCCUCGUGGCUUUUUCCAUAAUUUAUCAAUUCAUCCUUUCACCAUUUCAUAGUUUCGUCAUCCUGUCAUGUCUUCAUUUGCAAAUUCCCACAUUUUCUUUUUUUUAUAUAUAUAAUUUCGCAAUUUCACAAUUUCAUCAUCCCACAAUUUCAUACUUUCUUCACUCCAUCUCCUUUCCUGUCUUCUGACGUCAUGCACUGAACUG